Molecule: messenger RNA, 1470 nt
Organism: Bathycoccus prasinos
Lineage: Eukaryota; Viridiplantae; Chlorophyta; Mamiellophyceae; Mamiellales; Bathycoccaceae
Exons: 1
Coding region: 1-1470 (489 amino acids)
Molecular function (GO): protein binding
Source: RefSeq, a predicted model, not a curated record
AUGCGAUUUUUGGUCACAUUCAUCCUCGGCGCGGCAAUUUUGACGACGACUUUGACGAAUAAUGGUGUUUCUUGUUCGGACGAUAUCGUCCAGAAAGAGGACGGUGGCGAUAUCGUCGUCCCGAAAGUGCACAUCAGUCGACAUUUCACCACGAGCGACUCAAAGACUGGGUUCCCGUUCGCGCUCGAUCCCGUGGUAAACGCGCUCGAAAAAAUGUUGAUUACAACAUCAUCCUCUUUCUCCGACGACGAUGAUAGAGACGAGGAAAAAGCAGAAGUAAAGGAGGCGUUUACUAAUAAGGAGAAUCCAAAAUACAAAGGGUAUUACUGUCCUUUCGUCGGCCACGCCAAGUGCGAGGAGACGGAUUCGCCGGAAAAGUACCACGGCGUGGACGCGUGGACGAUCGACGAGACGUUCGAAGGCGUUUCGCCACCAGAACACGUACCUUUGGGAGAGUUUGACCAGACGAGGAAAGUACCGUCGCCGUGGCGCGCGUUAGGCGUGAGAGAGAGAGAAGGCGAGAAGGCUUUGAAGGAGGUGUUGAGGCAGAGGAGGAGAGGCGGCGGCGGCGGCGGGAGUAGUAGUAGUAGCGAGGAGGAGGAGGAGGAUUCGUGGACGAGGAAGUACGAGAAUAAUAACAACGCGGAUUAUUUUUACGAGGAUGACGCGACGUCUUCUUUUGCUUCUUCUUCUUCCUCGUCGUCGUCGUCGUCGUCGUCUGAGGAGAAAAUCGAGGAGGCGUUCAACGCCGCCAUGCGCGUGUUGCAAUUUCACGAUUCGGACUUGGAACGCGUAAGAAGAAGUAGGAAGUAUAAGAACAAACACUAUCCUGGCGAGGAAGCCAUGCGAAUGGGCAUCGAACAAAGGUUUGGAAACAUCAAGACGGCUUUGCUUGAUUUCAUGAAAUUACUCAUCAGUUCGAAAGAAACGAAGAGUCCCAUGGAGGUUUACAUCGAGUUGCUUCAAAUGGGUAACUGUUUCCGGGCGAGAGGCGAGUUGGGCGACGCGGAUUACGCGACGGAUGCGUUCGAGAUGGCCUUGUUAGCGAAAGGCGUCGCCAGGACGCAAAACGUGGAAGUAUACAUAUUUUAUGGCGAGUUUAAAACGUACUUGAACGAGUUACCAGCGGCGAAAGCGUUGUUGCAAGAAGGCGUGAAGCAGGAUCCUCGCAAUCAACCGAUGUAUUUCGCGUUAGGUAACGUCUGCGCGAGUCAAGGUCAGUGGGAGGAGUCGAUCGCGGCGUUUGGGAAAGCGGUAGAACUCGCUCCGGGACACGAACGAUCGAGAGAGGCGUUGGAGGCAGCUAUGAAACACGCGGUUGGCUCGAACAGACGCAUGUACGCCGCUUUGUGUUUGUUGCUCUUAGCAGUUUUAGCGUGUUCUUCGAUGAUUAUUUUCUUAAUGGGCAGUAGUAGUAGUGGUAGCAAAGAGAAAAAGGCGAAAGACAAAGAGAGCAAAAAGCGCAAGUAA